AUAAUUUAUUAAGAUAUACUCUCACGUAUAGGUAAGAAUUAGUAAAUCUCAACUGAGCCUUGAGUCCAUGCAAAUUCAAGUAUGUUGAAUUUGAAUGUCAAAUGGUACAGGAAUAUAUAAAUUGGUCUGUGCUGCUUGCUGCUGCUGCGUGCCAUGGGAAAGUAAAUAACACUUUCAAGGGAGCUUUGUUUCUUUUCCAAUACUCAACAGAAACUUCUUCUUCACUGUCAUGCAAUGAUUUCCACAACUAGCUUUGCCCUUAUUCUUUAUCUUCUAAUAUUAUUCAUCUCUCUUGCCAGUUCCCAGCAGCUCUUUUGCUACAUAACAGGAAACUUCACAACAAACAGCACCUAUGCCCAGAAUCGUGGCCUCCUCCUCUCUUCUCUUUCUUCAAAUAUCAAAAAAAAUGGCAGCUUCUACGCUACCUCAGUUGGCCAAGACAGCGAUAAGGUAUACGGUCUUGUGCUUUGCAGAGCAGAUUCUUCUUCAGAAGCUUGUUCCAUUUGUGUCGAUUAUGGGAUUCAAAAUCUCAUAUCAAACUGCCCUAACCAGAAAGAAGCAAUUUCAUGGGGAGGGGGUAGCGAUCUUCUUCCCUGCAUUAUUCGAUAUGCUAAUCGCAAUAUCUUUGGAAGAGCUGAGCUAGAACCUUCCAACGCUGGAUUCAAUUCACGAAACCUUCCAUCAAAUAUUACGCAGUUUAGUGAAAUCUGGAGCAGUUUGAUGGAACGAGUUGGAACAAGAGCUUCCAUGGGGUCUUCAGAGAUUAAGUUCGCAACUGGAGAAGCCAAUUAUUCAACAGGUCUUCAUGAAACCAUAUAUGUAAUGAUGCAGUGUACGCCUGAUAUCUCCCAGAGUUAUUGUAGUUAUUGCCUACAACAAGCUGUGGAUAAAUAUACAGAUUGUUGCUCAGGAAAGAAAGGAGGUUAUAUUCUAAAACCAAGCUGCUGGUUCCGGUGGGAUCUCUUCCCCUUCAACGCAUCGGCUGCUGCUGCUGAUGCUCCACCUUCACCUUCACCUCCACCUCCACCUCCACCUCCGCCUUCACCUACGACAACAAUUGCAAAAGAUAAUGGAGGCAUCAAGUCCGAUACUGUCGUCAUUAUAGCUGUUCCUGUGGUCAGCUUUCUGUUACUUAUUACUUUCACGUACAUCCUUUUCAGGAGAAGGAAACAAAGGCACCGGAGCAUGCAUGUUUCUGAAGGAAACGAUGAAAGUGCGCCUACCGUUGAAUCCUUGCAAUUCGACAUUGAGACUAUAAGGGGUAGACUUCCUGAUGGACCAGACAUAGCCGUGAAGAGGUGGUCAAGAAAUUCUAGACAAGGAGAAGUUGAAUUUAAAAAUGAGGUCCGAUUAGUUGCCAUGCUUCAACACAGAAACUUGGUUAGGCUUCUAGGUUUCUGCCUACAAGAAAGGGAGAAGCUUCUCAUCUAUGAGUUUGUUCCCAACUCAAGCCUUGACCGUUACAUUUUUGAUUUGAAUAGGCGACUGUUGCUCGAUUGGAAUAAAAGAUACAAAAUCAUAAAAGGCGUAGCUCGAGGAAUGCUUUACCUUCAUCAAGAUUCUCGUACACGGAUUAUUCAUCGUGAUCUUAAAGCUAGUAACAUUUUGUUAGAUGAACAAAUGAAUCCUAAAAUUUCAGAUUUUGGAACAGCAAGAUUGUUUGCAAUGGACCAAUCUCAAGAUUCUACACGUAGAAUUGUGGGAACCUAUGGAUAUAUGCCUCCAGAAUAUGCAAUGCACGGACGGUUCUCAGUGAAAUCUGAUGUAUUUAGCUUCGGUGUGCUUGUAUUGGAAAUUAUGAGUGGUCAAAAAGCUGCUUGUUUCCAAAACGAAGAGAUGGAUGAAAACCUCCUUACCUAUGUGUGUGCAUGGAGAAAUUGGAAUGAAGGAACGCCUUUAAAUCUGAUAGAUGCUAUUCCAUUAAGCGAUGGUUCGAGAAACGAAAUGAUAAGAUGUAUCCAUAUUGGGUUACUGUGUAUUCAAGAAGAACCGACGAGGAGACCCACCAUGGAUUCUGUUAUUCUUAUGCUUAGCAGUCACUCUCUAUCUCUCCCACAGCCCGAUAGAGUUGCAUAUUUACUGUACAGUACCGUAGACGAAGAACGACGAACACCACCUAAUCAAGAAAUAAAUGUGGUAAAUCAAUCAAUAAACGAGGCUUCAUUUAGUGAACAAAGUCCUCGAUGA
This is a messenger RNA of Manihot esculenta (cassava), 2187 nucleotides long. RefSeq names its product cysteine-rich receptor-like protein kinase 11. The record is from RefSeq and is a predicted model, not a curated record. Gene Ontology annotation, molecular function: ATP binding; protein kinase activity. Lineage: Eukaryota; Viridiplantae; Streptophyta; Magnoliopsida; Malpighiales; Euphorbiaceae. Gene Ontology annotation, biological process: protein phosphorylation. The coding region runs from base 235 to 2187 and encodes 650 amino acids. The transcript has 7 exons.